GAUGCUUCUAGUAAUUUUUACACUUUACCUCGUUUGGAAAAGAAAAAACUAGUUAGGGUCCUACCUCGGAUCGGAGCAAUGCUUUUUUCGCCGAUUUGGUGCGACGAUCUUCCUCUCCCAUUGCCGAUCUUCCUCUCCCAUCUCCGAUCUUCCUCUGCCGCAGCUUUUUAGCUCCUCUUCUGAAACAGAUUUUGGGCCGAUAGAGAGACAGAGGGAGAAGAUGUGUGGAAUAUUUGCUUACCUGAAUUAUAGUGUUAGCAGAGAGAGGCACUACAUCCUAGAAGUUCUGUUCAAUGGUCUCCGACGCCUAGAGUAUCGCGGCUAUGAUUCUGCCGGAAUUUCUAUCGAUGCAAAUUCCAAUUAUUCCACUGCCCCUCUCGUCUUCCGGAAGGAGGGCAAUAUUGAAUCACUUGUCAAAUCCGUCUACAAUGAUGUUGCAGCUACAAAUCUAAAUUUGGAAGAAUCAUUUUCUGUUCAUGCUGGGAUAGCACAUACUAGAUGGGCAACCCAUGGGGAGCCAGCUCCUAAGAAUAGUCAUCCUCAGUCAUCUGGCCCUGGAAAUGAUUUCUUGGUUGUUCACAAUGGUGUCAUCACUAAUUAUGAGGCACUGAAAGCGACUCUGAUCAGGCAUGAUUUUACCUUUGAAUCAGAAACAGAUACGGAAGUGAUUCCUAAGCUUGCAAAGUAUGUAUUUGAUAAAGCUAAUGAAGAAGGUGAUCAAAGUGUGACAUUCAGUCAAGUUGUACUUGAAGUAAUUCGACAUCUUGAAGGAACGUAUGGUCUCAUAUUCAAAAGUCGUCAUUAUCCAAGUGAGUUGAUUGCUUGCAAGCGUGGUAGUCCACUUCUUCUUGGUGUAAAAGACUUAGAACAAGAGGCUGGAGUUGGAGCAUCAUUCAGUGAUCCUAAAUUUCUCCCAAACAAUGGGGAACCUAAGGAGUUAUUCUUGUCCAGUGAUGCCAAUGCUUUGGUUGAACACACAAAGAAGGUCUUGGUCGUUGAGGACGAUGAAGUCAUUCAUAUCAAGGAUGGAGGUUUUACAAUUUAUAAGUUUGAACAAACAAAAAAGCAUGGUGGCACUCUUGCCCGGCCUGGCUCUGUUCAACGUGCCUUGUCCAUUCUUGAGAUGGAAGUGGAGCAGGUAAAUAAAGGAAAAUAUGAGCAUUAUAUGCAAAAAGAAAUUCACGAGCAGCCAGAGUCUUUGACAACUACAAUGAGAGGGAGGCUUAUACGUGGAGGAUCAAGUAAAGCCAAAUCUGUGCUGUUAGGGGGCUUGAAGGAUCAUCUCAAAACGAUAAGGAGAAGCAGAAGGAUCGUUUUCAUUGGGUGUGGCACAAGUUAUAAUGCAGCUUUAGCUGCAAGAUCAAUUGUGGAAGAACUUUCUGGCAUUCCCGUGACAAUGGAGAUUGCAAGCGAUUUAGUUGACAGGCAAGGGCCAAUAUACAGGGAAGAUACAGUUGUCUUUGUUAGUCAGUCAGGAGAAACUUCUGAUACCUUGCAAGCGCUAGAUUAUGCCUUGGGAAAUGAUGCAUUAUGUGUUGGAAUCACAAAUACUGUCAGUAGUGCAAUAGCCAGGAAAACUCACUGUGGUGUGCAUAUAAAUGCAGGAUGUGAGAUUGGUGUGGCCAGUACUAAGGCAUACACAAGCCAAAUUGUAGUGAUGGCUAUGCUGGCACUUGCAAUUGGAGGGGACACACUUUCGAAUCAAGCAAGAAGAGAAGGAAUAAUUGAUGGGCUAUUUGAGUUGCCUUCAAAAGUUAAAGAGGUGCUGAAGCUUGACCAGGAAAUGAGAGAUCUCGCUGAGCUGCUGAUUGCUGAGCAAUCACUGCUUGUGUUUGGGCGAGGUUAUAACUAUGCCACAGCACUUGAAGGUGCCUUGAAGGUUAAGGAAGUGUCUCUGAUGCAUAGUGAAGGGAUCCUUGCUGGUGAAAUGAAGCACGGCCCUUUAGCUUUAGUUGAUGAAAAUCUCCCUAUUCUUGUGAUCGCCACUCAUGACGCUUGUUUUAGCAAACAACAAUCAGUCAUUCAGCAGCUCCAUGCCCGGAAAGGUAGAUUGAUAGUUAUGUGUACAAAAGGAGAUGCAGCAUCUGUUUGUGUUAGCGGAUCAUGUCGUGUCCUUGAGGUUCCUCAUGUUGAGGACUGUUUGCAGCCCGUAAUUAACGUAAUCCCAUUGCAGCUAUUGGCAUACCAUCUAACUGUUCUUCGCGGAUACAAUGUUGACCAACCUCGGAAUCUAGCAAAGAGUGUCACAACGGAGUAAACAUUCCAAUGUCACCAAAAAACCUUUUGGAUUUCUGCAACUGUAUUGUUAUUUAUAAGCAAUUUGUUAUAGAGUCAGGAUAUCUUCUUGCCUGGAUUUUGUAUUCAUUUACAGUGAUUUUUUAAUCAAGCGCGAAUUUUUUUAUAUUCUAUUGUUUAGCUGAAUUGGGCUCUAAUUUAUUUAAUAGAGUAUCAUUAUUUGAAACUAGCCCCUUCAAAUUGGCUCAAGAUGUGAUAGCGGCCAGAUUAGUAAGGCGCCAAGCUCCAAGGUAUGCCAUCGAAGAUGAGAAACUAAACAAGAAGCCGUAUAACGGCCCAUACAGUAUAACAAGGAAGAUGUCUUGCACGGCUAUUUCUUGCCUGGCAUGGUUAGGGCUUGUGCCGAACACGUCAAGAAAUGUCUAGUGUGCCA
Cuscuta campestris is the source of this 2668-nucleotide messenger RNA. The record is from the annotation of a GenBank genome assembly. NCBI's taxonomy places the organism in Eukaryota, Viridiplantae, Streptophyta, Magnoliopsida, Solanales, Convolvulaceae.